This is a messenger RNA of Triplophysa dalaica, 1556 nucleotides long. It is a transcript of the gene c15h14orf180, whose product is annotated as chromosome 15 C14orf180 homolog. Gene Ontology annotation, biological process: positive regulation of Golgi to plasma membrane protein transport. Gene Ontology annotation, molecular function: connexin binding. The coding region runs from base 262 to 1314 and encodes 350 amino acids. NCBI's taxonomy places the organism in Eukaryota, Metazoa, Chordata, Actinopteri, Cypriniformes, Nemacheilidae. The record is from RefSeq and is a predicted model, not a curated record. Gene Ontology annotation, cellular component: trans-Golgi network; transport vesicle; plasma membrane. The transcript has 10 exons.
UGACUCUUACAGAACGUGAGAGGAGGGAGAGGAGAAGCUGUGAGCUUCUCUUGUUUUGAUGUUACAGCGACGGAUCUCCAUUUUUUCUCUUUCUCCACACUCCCACUGUCCUUUAUAACAUUGUCUGUGCUGCUCCAUCCCUCCGGACCGACUACUUUUCAAUACCUCUGCUGCUGCUCAGAUGGGAGACGUAAGUGCUGUGGCUGUCUGGCACGUGAACACGCAGAGAGGGUCUCUCUGGCGGGCCAUCCCAGGCACGGGAUGCUGAACGGGAGCCGCGAGGGUUUGUUUGAACUGGGCAGGCAGCUCCAGCAGGAAGGAGACUCCCAAGCUGCUCUGCACUGCUUUCUGAGUUCUCUGCUGGGGCUCACACAUGUGGAAAGCUUCCACUCACUACCCAACUGCCUGCAUCAGAUUGCUGAACUCUACAUUGAUGAGAAGAAUUAUGGGAAAGCGCUGCAGUUCAUUCAGGCGGAGAAGAUGUUCUACGAAGUGGCAUUGAUUGAGCUCACCUCGCUGCAGGGCAGCACAGGGUCUCAGGAAGACAGAGCUCUGGGCACAUCAGGAUGUUUGUCUCAAGAGGAGUUAUCAGAACAGACUUCACAGGCCGAGGACCUUGAGAGACUGGCUCAGCUCUGCAUCAUGAGCAAGAGACCCCACCUUGCGUUAGAAUACAGUGGUAAGGCCACUAAAAUCCACCAGCGGGCUUUUGGGAAUGAUCAUCCCAUCACAGUCCGGAGUCUGGAGCUGUUAGCCACCGUCUAUGGAGAGAUUGGCAAAACAGAAUAUACAAAUUCGUUGGGUGAGUGUGUGUCGACUCUUUCAAAGAGAUUCUCUGCCAGUGAAUCGUUCAGCGAUGCUCUGAGUGGCAUAUCUCAUAGCCAUAAGGACAGACACUCUGAGCUGCGACACAGAAAAGAAGCGUACAUACAAAACGACACUGACAAAACCGAGAUCAUACCUGAAAAGCCACCCACCUCAAUCCUGAAAAGGUCCAGCGUGAGAGGUGUAGAGUCAGACUCCCUGCGUAGACGGAAAUCUGAGAGGCGAGUUCGCUUCAGAGAGCCGGAGAUCACUGUUCACGACAUUCCGUACUAUGACUGUUUAGGAGUGUAUGACACCCCCCAGAACCACCUGCACCUGGCCCUGCUCACCUGCCUUUUCCUUAUGCUCUCUGCACUGGGUCUUGCGCUGUACUGCACAGAUCGGCGAAGAUCUCAGCGUGCCUGCGAGGAGCUGCAGACAGCGCUGGCUGUGUACCUGCUGCAAUUCAAGCAGAUAGUCUGGGGCUGGUGGAUCUGGUUGACCAUGUAAUGACAAUAACUGAACACAGGGGGCAGCAGCCACUCUAAACACAAGCAUAGUAUCGGAAUUGUCACUUCGUGACAUAGCAAAAGGAUGAUAGGUGAGGACAACUCCUUGUUUUUGUAUUGCUCCUGAUUAUCAUCUUCAAUUUUAAUAUAAGACUGGCCAUCAGUCCAUUUCCGUAAGGAUGUUUAACUUACAACUUUUUGUUGCUUUUUAGCACCAUUAAACUGAUGCGCAUUUUUACCCUU